UUCUCCAUCUCUUCCUCUCUCUCUUUGCGAGAUUCUCUUUCCUUAUCUCUCCGAAAUCAACGUCCAAUCUUCAGGAAGACCCAACUCGCCGGCCUGGCCUCAAAUCAUAAAUUCAGGGUUGAUAUUGAUUUCACUUCGCGUUCAACGCGCAAAAAGAGGAAACCAUGGACGCCGAAGCUUCAUCAUUCGAGACCAGCGAGAUGUUGGGGACUUUCCUGACAUCGACCCCACUGCCAAAGGAGGCGUGGAGGGUAUGCAGCACCGCGACCGCGAUGGGGUGUGGUGCCUUUGUGGUGGAGCAAGUCCGGGGCGUGGGGUAUGUGGCGCUCUCGGGCAUCCAAGAGAUGCUGCUGCUCGGUUCGGAUCCGAACUAUGGCAUGCUGGCGCCCUUGGAUGAGGCAGGCCACGGACUGUUUGCGCUGUUGAAAUGCCGUUAUGACGGCGAGGAGCCGGUCAUGGUCCACUCGGGAGUGCUUCACCUAUUUCUUCAUUAUCACUCGCGCCCUGAUUUUCUAAGCCAGAUUCAUAGCUUGUUGCUUGAAACCAAGUCAAUAGUGAUCACAGGCCACUCCUUAGGAGGAUCAGUUGCGUUCCUAAUAGCUCUUUUGCUCCUCUCCCAACUCAAAUCCAUCUUCCGCCCCCACUUGGUCCUAUGCAUUGGUUUCGGCUCUCCUUUCCUUGGCAACGAGUCGCUUUCCCGAGCCAUCCUUCGUGAAAGAUGGGCUGGCAAGCUUCUACAAUGUCGUGUUGAUGCACGAUAUAAUGCCUAGGUUAUCUCUCCACCAAUCACUUGUUUCGACUCCCCAGUGGCAGGCCCUUAUAAAUUUCUGGUACACAUCUAUGAUGUUACCGAACUCUAUGAAUUUUGCUAACCUCCAAUUAACUGAAGAAGACAAAGCUUGGUUAUUUUCCUUCGUUGCUGCUGAGAUGGAGCACCUAGCUCGGGCAGGGGAAGGCUCGGGAGGGAGGUUAUUUUGGCCAUUUGGGAAUUAUUUGUUUUGUUCAGACGAGAGUGCGAUUUGUUUGGACAACACCAUAUCGAUCAACAAGAUGAUGCAUUUAAUGCUAAAGACAGACUCUUUGAAUUGUAUCAUUGAGGAGCACCUUAAAUAUGGGUGGUAUGUUGAAAGAUUGACUCGUCAGUCUUUGAUCAGAAGCUUCAUGGAAGGAGAUCUCUCUAAAUCAAGCUAUGAAGCAAGUCUUUCAAUGGCUUUGAACUCCUUGGGGACUCAUCAACAGGUCUUCAUUGUGGCAAAAGAUUACUUGACUAUGGCAAGGCGAAUAGGGCGUGCGCCAAACCUAAAUGCUGCUAAUUUGGCCAUUAGGCUAUCCAAAAUCACUCCUUAUAGGGCAGAGAUAGAGUGGUAUAAAGCUUGUUGUGAUAAGUCCGACGAGCAAAGAGGAUACUAUGAUUCUUUUAAGCAGAGGGGGGCCUCAAAGAGAGAGUCCAAGAUAAACAUGAAUCGGUUCAAGCUUGCGGCCUUUUGGGACGAUGUCAUACACAUGUUAGACACAAAGGUGCUGCCACAUGAUUUGCACAAAAGGGAAAAAUGGGUAUACGCGUCGUACUCCUACAUGCUUCUUGUGGAGCCAUUGGACAUCGCAGAGUAUUAUCGAUCGGGGAUGCACCUUGAGAAAGGCCACUACAUAAGCAAUGGAAGAGCGAGGAGGUACGAAAUUUUCGAUCAAUGGUGGAUUGAGGGAAUUUAUGCUAAGAAAUUGGGCAAUAUGAGGACUAGGUAUGCAAACUUGACCCAUGACACUUGCUUUUGGGCAAGGGUGGAGGAAGCAAAGGAGUGGCUCGAUAAAAUCAGGAAUGAAAGUGACCUAACAUACCUAGCUAGAUUAAAUGAGUUUGAAAGUUAUGCAAUGAAGCUAGUUGUAGGAAAAAAGGUGUCUGCUGAUGUAAUGGCUAAGAAUUCAACCUUUAGUCUAUGGUUAAAAGAAUGGAGAGCAUUGAAUAACAAAUUUAUCCCCUAAUUAAUGUCACUCCUUUAGGAUGAUGGCACGUGCCAUCAACAUGGAUAGCGCAACAACCUGAUCCAAUGAAAGCGGGAGUGAUUGCAGGGACUAGAGAGGGCCCAGACAAGGCAUGGCUCUUACUCUAGGAUGACGUGGGGUUAGGAAUGGACCAAAUCCCACAUCAUCGGGGUGUGUUUAGGUGAUGUGCUAUAUAAGGAGUAGCACUCACUAACGAGGUGAAACCUAGAAAAACAAAACCAUGCAGACUUCGGCCCAAAGUGGACAAUAUUGUUGGCAAGUGAGGCUAGAGAUUGGCCCUUACUAUGGUAUCAAAGCCAAUAGCCCAGCUAAGAAAUGUGAUGUUUAGGGACAAACCAUGCGGAAGUUGGUAGGCCUAUAACGAUCUAGUUCGACAAGGGCAAGAUUAAUUGCCAAGGCUAGAGAGGGCCUUGACAAGGUGUGGCUCCGAAGGAUGGUGGGGUGCAAAAAUGAAUUGAAUCCCACAUCGCUUAGGUGUGGUGAGGCGAUGUGCUAUAUAAGGAGCAUCACUAGCUUUAACUACAAAUGAGGCUUUUUCUGAGUGAAGUUUAGAAGAACAAAUCCAUACAUGCUUUGGCCCAAAGUGAACAAUAUUGUUGGCAAGUGGGGUUAGAGGUUGGCCCUUAUAGAUAGAGGGAUGUAAAAUUGAAGUGGCGUUGAGCUUCCCCUUGGGCUGAUAAGGGGCCGUCCCUUUAGUUAUGGAAGCUCGGCCUCCAUGGCCAUGGAGGAGCCAUCGCCUCGAGAUCAUCGACACCUCCAUGGCCACAAGACUUGGUGGUGAGGCUGAGAUCUCAAUGGGUCAUGGAGGGGCCGCUCAGAUCGACGACAAUGGAGCACAAAGCAUGCGUGAGUGCAGAGGGGGAGAGAGAAGAUGGCAAAGGGAGGCGUGACGGUAGGCUGAGGCUCAGGAGAGAGAAAGGGUUGGGAUUUAUGGUAUUGAAGAGGAGGGGGAGGGACCUGUAUUAGAUAUGUUGAGGAGUAGAGUUGGACGAACAUAAUUUUGCGAUCCUAAUAUGAAGACAACAAAUAGGACUUGCAGCAGACAGAAAAUUUGCAUUUGAGAUGGAGGACUAGGAAGAAAAUAUUGCGUGCCAAUCCGAUGCCUGUGUGUGAUAAUAUUAAUCCACUCAUCGAUUGACACAUGUCGUCCAGGCUCCUUUAUUGCCAAGCAUGGCUUCUGGAGAGAAUAUUAUGGUGCGUUUGGAAAGCAUUUGGGGAAAGUCUUUAGGAAAAUGCAAAGACCUUUGAGUCAAAUGUGUUUUUCAAAAUGCAAACUAUCUUUGGUAAAUUGUAAUUUGAAAGCCCUUUGUAAAGUACCUUUAAGCAAAAUGGUGUUUGGGGGAAUUACAUUUACAAAGGACGUUUGUGAUAAAAAAAAAUAAUCAAAAGAAAAAUAAAAUUUAUUAACCAUCAAGGGCAAGCGGCCCCCGGCGAUCGAAAUUUGUUACCGGCAGCCGACAUCUGACUCAAGCAGCCUCGGAGACGAUUGGGGAGGGCUACUCGGGGUCGAGCGACCCCCGAAGACCACUAGCAAAGGUUGCUAGAGGUCACACGACACCGCCGCGACCUCCAGCCACCUCGGAUCUAGGGUUGCGAGGUCGUGCAACGCCGCCUCAACCUCCGGCGACCCCCCUGCAACCUAGAUCCAGAGCAUCGGGGUCGCGGGAGGACCUCGUCGGCGAUUGCUCGUAGGCGGUGGUGCCAAGGCGCGGUGGCGUCGGGCUCUGGCCAAGGGGGAAAACCAGCGUCACAGCAGGGCGCGAGGGUUGGCGACCGAGCAGAGGACGAUGGGCAUAGGCGUGACGGAGGUGAGCUGCUGAGGCGGAGGUCCUGCAAACGACGAGUGGAAGCGUCUGCCGGCACAGCGGAGUCAAGCGCUAGGUCGUGGGCUAUUGGGCGGCGAUGGCGUCGGGCGGAGGCGAGCUUAGAUCUACAGGUGUCGGGGCACUCAAGCAACGAGAUCGAGACAGCAGCAGUCAAACGGUGAGGGCCUGAGGCGCUGGGUCGCGAGCUGCUAAAUGACGACGGCGUCGGGCAGAGGCGAGCAGCGGUCGGUGGUGACGUAGUCGUCGAGCGAGAUCAGCACGGCAAGCUUCGCGAUCUACUGUAGGUGUGGU
Molecule: messenger RNA, 4118 nt
Organism: Eucalyptus grandis
Lineage: Eukaryota; Viridiplantae; Streptophyta; Magnoliopsida; Myrtales; Myrtaceae
Product: lipase-like PAD4
Exons: 4
Coding region: 751-1980 (409 amino acids)
Biological process (GO): lipid metabolic process
Source: RefSeq, a predicted model, not a curated record